CUAAGCCUGUUCAUGUCAUUAGUAGACUAGCUAGCUAAGAUAGGUGAUCUAUGGUGGCGAUCCUAAGAAAUUUUCAGUAUUAAUUCUUGCUUGAACUCUUAUUUAUUAUAGUGGUACUAAGUGUUUUUAUUUAUUAUAGCUAGCUUAUUAAGUAUAUUAUAAUUAAGGAAUCCAGAAUGGUGUCUCACAUUCUUUGCAGCAGCACUAAAGGCCUCUCUGUGGUUUAUAUCUGGCUUUAAAGUUGGGGGUGGGUGUCUGUUGUGGGGUUUUGGUGGCUUGUUUUUUUGUGAUUGUUUUGUAACCACGGUAUUCCUCCGCCAAAUGUGAGGGCUCUCAAUAAUGUUGAGAGGGGGUCAGUCUCUGACUAAGGCCUCUGUCUCUUUUUCAAAAAUAAAAAAGAAUAGAACUCUACGUAAACUACUUCAAAGAUACUCCUGCUUCUUUCUAACCAAAGUUAUUUUCUUCUGCUUUUACUUGGUAUUCCUCAACUUCUAACGACUUAAGAGAAAAAUCAAAUCAAUGUAUCUGUGCUUUUCUUUGUUUUUCUUUUCUGCUCUCUGCUAUUUUCAGUUUGGCUUUAAUUGAUUAUGUUUGUUCGAUACACAAUUAGUGAUUCCUUAAAUUUCUUAUCAGCGGAAGCAAUUUCAUUGGGUACUUCAACUUUAUGGGUGACACAUGGUAAAACAUUUGAGACAUGGAUUUGUCCACUUGCCCAUUUGCUUUGUGGCUAUUGCACAGAUGUAAUUCUAAGAUUAUGCCAGGAGAUUGUGUUUUUGAAAGUUGAAGUUGCAGAGCUUCUAUUACCAAGUAUUUUUGUAAAUCUAGCCAGGAGGAGAGACUUAGAUAUUGAUAUUCAACAAUUGAUAUCCUUGCAGGUGUUUUGGCUUUCUAUUGAUUAUCUUGCAGUUGCAAAGUCUGUAGUUGUGAGUUUCGAUGCUUUCAUACUCUUCUUAAAUUUUUCUUCCUUCACUCAUAUCAAUGAACCUAACAGCUUAUAUGGGAUCAUUCUAUCCAAUAAGUAUGAGGCUGCUUGGCAUGCUGGAAACUGGAAUUUAUCCUUGCCAUUUCAAUGA
Molecule: messenger RNA, 1073 nt
Organism: Humulus lupulus (European hop)
Lineage: Eukaryota; Viridiplantae; Streptophyta; Magnoliopsida; Rosales; Cannabaceae
Product: serine/threonine-protein kinase ATM-like
Exons: 5
Coding region: 588-1073 (161 amino acids)
Biological process (GO): DNA damage response
Molecular function (GO): protein serine/threonine kinase activity
Source: RefSeq, a predicted model, not a curated record